Molecule: messenger RNA, 2747 nt
Organism: Misgurnus anguillicaudatus (oriental weatherfish)
Lineage: Eukaryota; Metazoa; Chordata; Actinopteri; Cypriniformes; Cobitidae
Gene: gid4
Product: GID complex subunit 4 homolog
Biological process (GO): proteasome-mediated ubiquitin-dependent protein catabolic process; protein targeting to vacuole; protein catabolic process in the vacuole
Cellular component (GO): GID complex
Source: RefSeq, a predicted model, not a curated record
CGUCAUCCAAUCACUGAUCAGGUGCUGGGUCACAUGACGCGCUGUUGCGCGUCUUCAUUCCACGCUACGGGACGUAAACGCACGUCCUGCGGGAGAAACUCCGAAACUCACACACGGUGCCGACAGCGUCGCGUUUUCUCCUUUUCCAGUGGAUCAAAUAAGCGACGUGAGGCUGUUUGUGGCCCGCGGGAGCGAUCCAAUAUGCCGGUCCGUACCGACCGCUGUCAGGGCUUGUCGAUGGCCUGUAUGGCCUCGGCCUCUCUCGUUCCGCCCCCGCCGAUUAAUACCCAUCAGCCCGGCGUCAACACGUCUCUGCUCUACAGCGGCUCUCAGUUCCGUGGACACCAGAAGAGCAAAGGAAAUUCUUAUGAUGUCGAGGUGGUGCUGCAGCAUGUGACUAUGGAGGACUCUUACCUGUGUGGAUACCUCAAGAUCAAAGGUCUGACGGAGGAAUAUCCCACCCUCACUACAUUCUUUGCCGGGGAGAUUAUAAGCAAGAAACGCCCCUUCUUAACCCGGAAAUGGGAUGCAGAUGAGGACGUUGACCGUAAACACUGGGGGAAGUUUCAGGCGUUUUAUCAGUAUGCAAAAAGCUUUAACUCUGAUGAUUUUGACUAUGAAGAACUAAAGAACAGCGAUUACGUCUUCAUGCGGUGGAAGGAGCAGUUUUUAGUUCCAGAUCACACAAUCAAAGACAUCAGCGGCGCUUCCUUCGCUGGCUUCUACUACAUCUGCUUCCAGAAGUCCACAGCCACUAUAGAGGGCUACUACUACCACAGAAGCUCUGAAUGGUAUCAGUCUUUAAACCUCACCCAUGUUCCCGAGCACAGCGCACCCAUAUAUGAGUUCCGGUGACACUUGUGUCCCAGAGAGAGGGUGAAACUACGCCGGACAAAAGCUAAGAGAGGAACUAUCUCAUUAUUACUCCAAGGACUCGCCGGACCUGUCCCCUCACCGAAAGAAUAAAUCUGAGGUUUAGACACACGGAUGAUGGCACGGAGAGCUCUUUCGGGAGACCGUCUCCACAAGCCGGUGUUGAAGGAGAUAUUGGGAUUUGCAGCAGUGUUAGCGUUUGGUUUUUUCUUUUAUGUUUGAGUUUUUAAAAGCUUUUGUCCUCCAGUCAUCUUAGAAAACCAUUUUUAUCCUUAAUGUUUCGGGAUUGAAAUCACUUUAUUUCCUUUGCGCUGAGUGGAGAAGCCAAUCGUUUAAGUGAUUUUCUUUUUUGCCUUGUCAUUUGAUAGCACGGCCAUUUUUCAGAAAUGAGUUUUAAUUUAUUUUUUAAUUAAUCUGUAUAAAAGACUACGAAGAAAAUGCAAAUUUACAGACUGUGGUCUCCACCGUGUAUUCAGACGUCUUUUGCUGGCUUAUCAAAGAUGCAGCAUGCGAUUGAGGAUCGGCAGCGACUCGAUCUUAUAAAUAAUGGAUACAGAGAUUCGCUGCUCUCUGCGGCUGCUUUGGCUCUCUUUCCAGACGCUGUAUCAUCGAAAUUCACAUAGUUAACAGUCGAGUCCUUCGCUUCUUUGUGUGUUAUUUUUAUUAUGAAAUGAAAUGGAGUCGGGUGUUUCGGAAAGAGAUCUAUAUAUAAAUAUUAUCCCAUAGUGGUAAAGCUAUGCGUAAAGCUGCUUUGGGUGAAACUUUUCUUUCUGAUUAUCCGGUAAUUCUGCGCUCCUUGUUUUGCUAUGCAACCUGAAGAAUCUCAGCUCAUAAGAAUCUAACGUAUCUUAGAUUUUGACAAUAAUCACAUGUUCACUUUAAAAGUAACAGCUCAGAGAGUAUUGAUUGAUAUUCACGCUCGGCCAAUCAGAAAGCAGACCUUUGGUGAUGUCAUAUAAUGGAUAGGUGUUUUCACUGGAAGAUGCAAGCAAACAGACGAGAGAUGGUGGGCAGUGCAACCCCUUCACAUCUCCAAAUUUGAGUUGAUAUUAAGAUGGCAGCUGGUCCUCAUCUGUUGCCAUGGCACAGACUGCACAGGUGCGAGUGCGCCACCUAGCUGCAACGGCACCCAUCUACAUCUCUUCCGAGUCUAGCAACACAAAAACAGUCCUCUUUUGGGGCGAUGUCGAACGAUCGCCUGUUUGAUGAGAUGAAGCUACGUGAUACCCAGAUUAAACUAUUCAAGCUUUAGUCGAACCCUUUGCCUUAAAAGUCAGAUAUUUGUCUAUUUUGUAAGCACUCAAGUCGAUUAAGCUCUGUACAGAGAGAGAGAGAUGAAGAAUAUUUGAAUGGCAAGUGAAUGUGAGCGUUCAUGAAAGUGUUUAAAAUGUAAGGAUGCUGUACCUUAUUGUCCUGACCUCCUUUUUAACAGUAGACUAGCGAAUAUUUAAUAACAGAAUAAUUAUUCAACAUCUCAGCGUUUUGUACGUGUGAAAGAGAAUUUAUUCUCGGUUUUUGGUCACACGUGCCCAGGUUUAGUUGGAAAAACGUUAGACUUUUCCUGCGAAAUCUUUACAACACCCCCCAAAUAUUUGGCAUGUGUGGUAAUCUUCACCUAACUACAUUUGGAGGGUUUUUCUCCUCAACAAAAGCAAAGGUUUCAGAAAUGUUUGCUUGUGGGAUGUUUGUGUUUAAAGAUAUAUUUGAAUAAAUGUUAAGGAAAUGAAUGGCCAGAGCGCAUACACUGUUACAGGACAUAAGAGAGAUGUACAUAAUAGAGCUAUGUUUGUGGUGUACAUGAUUGAUUUACCUAAAAUAAGUCAUCUUUUUAUUGGCACAAAGGAAUAUAAGAAAAUAAAGACUUCUCAGAGACA